AUGAGUCCCGGUGCCUGCUGGCUUUGCAAUUUGUUCAGAGAUGGCACAAAUGGAAACACUUCAAAAGUAAGUCUGGAGGAAGUGUUGCAGUGGUCUCAGUCUUUUGAAAAGCUAAUGACUACUAAACAUGGGCCUAUCGUCUAUAAAACCUACCUGAAGACAGAAUACAGCGAUGAGAACAUUGAAUUCUGGUUUGCAUGUGAAAUGUAUAAGAAGAUUGCAUCACAAAGGAAAAGAAUUUCAGUGGCACAGAAACUUUUCAAGAAAUAUAUCCAGCCUCAGGCUCCAAGGGAGAUUAACAUUGAUAGUCCAGCAAGAGAAUAUAUUAUCGCAAACAUUCAAGAACCAACUCGAUCCUGUUUCGAUGAAGCCCAGAAAAUUGUUUACAUGCAUAUGGAAAGGGAUUCGUACCCCAGGUUUCUUGGAUCAGAAAUUUAUCAAAACCUACUCCUUACUCUUUCAACCAGGAGGAAACCAUUAGUGUCUAUGAAAGAGAGAGAAUGAGUACUUGGAAUCAUUUUCAACAUCUAUUUUUGAGCCUUUUCAAAGAUAAGAAAAAGUCAAGACACUAGAGAGGAACCCACAUGCACACACAGAGAGAGAUGACUUUAUGUCGAUGUGAUGAAUCUUUUCAUGUUUUAACUUAGCAGAGGAAUGAUGAUACUGAACUGAAGCAUACAAAUCAAACACAAAAUGCAGGCUCACUUUUAUUUUUUUAUUUUUUUUGGACACUGGAAUCAUCACAGACUCAGUGACUGAUCUGGUUGAGUCAACACAUUCUCUUACCUUUUUAGAUCUGACUGAAGGUCUCACACUUGAGAGAACAAGCCAACAAGUUUCACAUUGGUAUUGAACCUGGAGUAGCUGCUGCCCCAAAGCUAAAAUUGGGGAGGGGGCAGCAGACGAGUCCCAGUUUACUUACCUUUUGUGAUGGCCUCCCAUGUGCCUACAGAUUUAGAAGACUGUUGGGGGAAGGACUUAAAUCUGGGGAGUCAGGAAAUGGUUGUGGAUUUCAUUAAAGUCCCCCUCUACCUAUUCCCCCAUAUUCUGAGCAGUGUUCUAUCUACUGACAUAUAUUUCUAACCGGGGAAGCAGAGGUGUCUGAUUGACACCAGAAAAGGAGUACCUGUGAGCUCCUCUGCCUUAUUGGAUGCACAACGGCUUUCCAACCUUGUUGCCAUUCCCUUCUCAGGAAUAGCUAAAAGGUAUAGUAUCAAGCAAACCAGAGCUUGGAAAAGUUACUUUUUUGAACUACAACUCCCAUCAGCCCAAUCCAGUGGCCAUGCUGCCUGAGGCUGAUGAGAGUUGUAGUUCAAAAAAGUAACUUUUCCAAGCUGUGAAGCAAACUGCCAUGAAAGAGCCUCUGAAUGUGCCAUGGGGAAGAAUGAAUACCCUAGAAACAAAGAAAAUGUUUUCUCAAAGAGAAUGGGUGUAUAAGGAACAACAAAAGGUCAUGCUAACGUAGGUAACACUUUCACUUGGCUAUGGAUGGGCAAUCAUAUAUAACAGGGCAAGAAUCUUAGAGUUGCAAGGAAUCUUAAGCAAGCUCUGGCAAGGCAUUGCUACAGUUGCUGCCAGGGGCAUAAAAAAAACACCUUCCUCUUUUACAUGGGGAAGAAUCCCUCCUGCAUUUCAGGUAUAUCUAGGGGCACAAUCUGGAGCAUGAAUGGGAAACCUGUGGACCUUGAGAUGUUGUUGGACUUCAGCUCCCUUCAUCCCUUUGCCAUUGGCCAGUGGCCAUGCAGGCUGGGAGUUGAUGGGAGUUUGAGUCCAACAACAUCUGGAGGGUCACAGGUUCCCCAAACCUGGUCUAGGGAGUGAAGAGUCACCAAUUAGAGAAAGACGUCAAAGUUAUACAUACACAAAUCUGAAUAGUCUUUUCAAGUGUUAUGUCUCAUACAGUUGCAUCAUGUGAGGUGGGGGGAGCAGGUCCAUACCUGCAGGCUCUACCCCUGCUGUUGUGUCCUCUGCUGCCUUUGCAGCUCUCCAGUGUCCAUGGGGGAAGGUCUGAAGAGCAGGGCCUGCUCUACAAUUGCAGCUUCCCAACCAGAUUCCCCUGCUCGAGCACGGUUCUAAAUCACAUGGAGAAGCCUAUGUGGGUAGGACAGGCUCCUCCCCUUCAUGCGAUGAAUGGGUGACAGGGGUGGAGCCAUAAGGGGGCAUGGCUACAAGGAUGGGGCUGGCAAUAUUGUCCCCCUCAUGCAAUUAUAACGUCACGGGGCAUAAUACCUGGACAGGCCUUAUGAGUCUAUGUUUUGGUUCGCAAAAAAGAGAACCAAUCAGAACCCUUCAUAGCCAACUUUUCUUCCUCGGUUCAAACUGUUGCAUGCUACAGACUUGCAGAGCUACUUUUUCAAAGCUCACCCCAAGAAAGGAAAAGAUGCAUUUGCACUAAAUGCAGUAGGGGGUGUUCAUACACGAGCCCUACUGCUUUAAAUACAUUUUGUGCGGCUUAGCCCUAAGACAAACCACAUUACAGGAGUCAGCUAAAGAAGUGGCCCAAAUGAAUACACGGAGACACCCAUUCAACAGCGAGUUUGAGGGUGAGAUGGGCUUUAUCACUGUUAAUUUGAGCCACUGUACGAUUUGUAUCUAAUUUUGAAUUUAUAAGGCAGGCUAAAAAGGAAAGCAGUUCAUUAAACCUUAGCCAGAGGAGGGAAGCAAGCUUGCUUAAUGAGUCAGAAUAGCAGUCACUUAACGUAUCUGAUUAGCCAGGCGCAGCACAGAGGAACAUGAGCCUAAAUUAAUUCUGAGACAGACAGGUCUGUUUCCACUCUGCUUGAUGCUAAUUAGUAUUGUGGAAAUCCUGGCAUUUUCCCUCUGCCCAUGACGCUAAUUACUGUACUAGGACAAGGAUUUUCCUCUUGCCAAUUAAAUUUUAUUUUGUUGGAUUCAUCUCCUCUUUAUGGCUAUGAAAUUGUGUUAUUUGUGGCUCGGUGUGUGUACGGGGGGGUGCCUCCUGUCUAUAUUUGAUGGCAAUGAAAUUAUGUAAUUGAUUUUCAUUUGUGGAAUGAGAAAGAGCAUGAGGAAGGAAGGAAA
This is a messenger RNA of Rhineura floridana, 3039 nucleotides long. It is a transcript of the gene RGS13, whose product is annotated as regulator of G protein signaling 13. The transcript is spliced from 4 exons. The record is from RefSeq and is a predicted model, not a curated record. NCBI's taxonomy places the organism in Eukaryota, Metazoa, Chordata, Lepidosauria, Squamata, Rhineuridae. The coding region runs from base 1 to 504 and encodes 167 amino acids.